Lynx canadensis (Canada lynx) is the source of this 3533-nucleotide messenger RNA. It is a transcript of the gene MYLK3, whose product is annotated as myosin light chain kinase 3. Lineage: Eukaryota; Metazoa; Chordata; Mammalia; Carnivora; Felidae. Gene Ontology annotation, cellular component: cytoplasm; nucleus. The coding region runs from base 177 to 2579 and encodes 800 amino acids. Gene Ontology annotation, molecular function: protein serine/threonine kinase activity; ATP binding. The transcript is spliced from 13 exons. The record is from RefSeq and is a predicted model, not a curated record. Gene Ontology annotation, biological process: intracellular signal transduction; protein phosphorylation; positive regulation of apoptotic process.
GAGAUAAGCAAGGCUCAGAGAGAGUCUGGUCCUCUGGGCUCCCUAAACAACCCAGGCGCUGUGGGGCGAGGCUGUUAGCUACCAAGAACAAUGAAACUUCCAGAUAUCACUGCCCAAGUGAAAACUAGGAGUCUGUGGAUUUUCUGAUUCCUCGUCCUUGUCAAGCUUGCUUCAGGAUGUCUGAAGCCUCCAAGGAGGGUGUGGAGACCUGGGGGCUGCUGGUGUCAGGCAAGGUCUGCUUAACAACCAUGGACAAAAAGCUUAAUGUGCUAAACGAGAAGGUUGACAAACUCUUGCAUUUCCAGGAAGAUGUCACGGAGAAAUUGCAGUGUGUGUACCAAGGCAUGGGCCACCUGGAGCAGGGCCUACACCGCCUGGAGGCCUCUCACAUCCUGGGCCCAGGUGGGGCUGACCAUACUCCUCCAGCUGACGCACAGGCUGGGUGGCCAGAGGUCCUGGAGCUGGUGAGGAAUGUGCGGCAGGAUGCUGCCCAGCAUGGUGCCAGGCUUGAAGCCCUAUUCAGGAUGGUCGUGGCCGUGGACAAGGCCAUAGCUUUGGUGGGGGCUGUGUUCCAGAACUCGAAGGUGAUGGAUUUCAUCAUGCAAGGGAGUGUCCCUUGGAGGAAAGGAAGCCUGGCUGAUGGCUCUUCAGAGAACAAAGAUCGAGUGGAAGAGAAAGGAGCAAAACCAAAGCAUGUGCUGAGCACCAGAGCCGUGCAGGCCGAGAUCAGGGGGUCUCCGGAGGAGAGCCAGAAGGAAAACUUGCCAGAGGGGACAGUGGAGACGCUGACUCCCAUCAAUGCUUCAGGGAUAGGAUCUGAUCUUCUCACCCAGGAAGAGGCUUCACUAGGGCAGGCAGAAGUGCCCCCUGGCCACCUGCCGCUGCCCACAGAGGUGGAAGACAAAGUUCCUAGAGCAUUCAUUGAGAACCCUGGGACUGACCUGGAAUUGUCUGCAGCACCCAACAGGGUCAAGGAGGCCCCAACCAGCCAGGAGACUUUACCCAGUACAGCACGAGGAUCAUCAUUCAGCAGGCCUGACUCUCGGCCCACAGAGGCAGGCAUGAGGCUGACUCCAGGGCUGCCAGUCCAGGCCAAGGCAGCUUACAGUGGUGUAGAAACACCUCCGAGGAUCUCCAUCCAUGUGCAGGAAACAGACACCCCUGGGGAGCUGCUUGUGACACGAGGGGGCAGCCUCAGACACAUACCCCCUGAGGAGGCUCCAGCAGCUGCCUAUCCAGGUGAGCAGGACCCACCUGGGCCCACCCCCCAGACCCCUGUGACCAAGUCAGAAAAACAGAUCCCAAAAGGAGCUGGAAAGAUUUCCCCACUGUGGAAGCGGAGCAGCGAUGAGGGAGCAAAGGCAGAGGAGAAGCAGGGGCCUGGGGCUGAGUCCACCGUGGGACCAAGAGGGGCCAGGAGGAACAUGGGAGACCAUGCUGGAUCCCUGGGCCAGCAGCAGGACAAAGACCCAGGGACAGGAUACCCUGAGCCUGGAAAGGACUGCACAUCCAGAGGCAUGGGCAGAGCUGAAGCAGGAAGGAAGACCCCCCUGGGAGCCGAGGCUGGCAGCGUGGUUCUGGAUGACAGUCCAGCCCCACCAGCCCCUUUUGAACACCGCGUGGUGAGUGUCAAGGAGACCGCGACCUCAGCAGUUUACACAGUGUGCCAGCAUGACGUCUUGGGAGGGGGCCGGUUUGGCCAGGUCCACAGGUGCACAGAGAAGUCCACAGGCCUCUCACUGGCAGCUAAGAUCAUCAAAGUGAAGAGUGCCAAGGACCGGGAGGAUGUGAAGAAUGAGGUCUACAUCAUGAACCAGCUCAGCCACGUGAACCUGAUCCAGCUCUAUGAUGCCUUUGAAAGCAAGAACAGCUUCACCCUCGUCAUGGAAUAUGUGGAUGGAGGUGAACUCUUUGACCGGAUCACAGAGGAGAAGUACCAGCUGACUGAACUGGAUGUGAUCUUGUUCACCAAGCAGAUCUGCGAGGGUGUGCAUUACCUCCAUCAGCACUAUAUCCUGCACUUGGACCUCAAGCCAGAGAAUAUACUGUGUGUCAAUCAGACAGGACAUCAAAUUAAGAUCAUUGACUUUGGGCUGGCCAGAAGGUACAAGCCUCGGGAGAAGCUUAAGGUGAACUUCGGCACUCCAGAGUUCCUGGCCCCAGAAGUCGUCAACUAUGAAUUUGUGUCCUUCCCUACAGACAUGUGGAGUGUGGGGGUCAUUACCUACAUGCUACUCAGUGGUUUAUCCCCAUUUCUAGGGGAAACAGAUGCAGAGACCAUGAAUUUCAUUGUGAACUGUAGCUGGGAGUUUGACACUGACACCUUUGAAGGGCUGUCAGAAGAGGCCAAGGACUUUGUUUCCCACCUGCUGGUCAAAGAGAAGAGUUGCAGAAUGAGUGCCACGCAGUGCCUGAAACAUGAGUGGUUGAAUAAUUUGCCUGCCAAAGCUUCAAAAUCCAAAGUUUGUCUCAAAUCCCAAUUAUUACUGCAGAAAUACAUGGCUCAGAGGAAAUGGAAGAAACAUUUCUACGUGGUGACUGCUGCCAACAGGCUAAGGAAAUUUCCAACUUGUCCCUAAUUCUCAACUCGGCUGCUCCCAUGGGCCCAGAAGUUAUGGACUGGUGGUGAAGUGAUGACUCAAGAUUUUUAAUAAUCCAGUCUUGUAAUGAUACUGAUUUCAUCUUUUUUGUAAAGAAAGGUUAUGGCUGUUGCCUUCCUUGUGGGUGAAAAGUGGCUGUAAGGAAAGUGACCCGACCUUUUUUUUUCUGCCUUGUAAGAUCAUACUAAGUUGAAAUGCUGUGUUUACUUCUCAAGUACACCUACUUUUGGUGAUAAGUAUAGGCAUGCUUUAGGUAGGUAGGAAAGCUUCUACUUUGUAUAUGUCAAAUUUAAAGUCUAAGCUUACUCUGAUUAGAGAAUCAGUAGACUGUUACACAGGGGUAUGUUAUGCAGCGUUAUCUCCUCCAGUACAAAUAAUUCCUAGAAUUUUGAUUUGCUCAAGUGUGAGCUGACAUUUUAUUGUACUACCCUGUUCUUGUGGAAAGCAAUGUAGAUUUAGGGGUAGUGAUCCUCAAAUUUGUUUUAACUUGUGCUCCGUUUUGGGAAACAAACCAUGCAUCCUUUAAUAUUCUUUGAAACUUCAAAAUACACCAUAUCACCUGUCAUGGCUAAAUCAGAACAAUGAUCAUUUUGAAUGUGCUUUUUAAAUCCAUACACAUCUCCACCCUCUCCUAAGUGGUCCUAUUCUGGCACUGGUAGUCUCACUUCUGACCUCCCUUCCUCAGGUUUAUGGUCUAGGAAGUCUGGACACUGAUAUGCAAUAUGUAAAAGAGAUAUAAGAGUGUAAAAUGAUUUUCAGUCUUCUGAGAGAAACACAGAAUGAUACAUCAUGAGACAAUAAACUGCUGUUCUACUGCUUUAUGGAUAUACCACUUUUAAUGUUGUCAUUUAACUAACUUAUAAAAUGAUUAACAAGAAGUACUUUAUUAUUUGAAAGUAAAGAAUGCUUUUAAUUUCCUCGCUUAUAACUUGA